Acomys russatus (golden spiny mouse) is the source of this 1048-nucleotide messenger RNA. RefSeq names its product chromosome 22 C4orf19 homolog (gene Pgcka1). The transcript has 3 exons. Lineage: Eukaryota; Metazoa; Chordata; Mammalia; Rodentia; Muridae. The record is from RefSeq and is a predicted model, not a curated record. The coding region runs from base 76 to 1017 and encodes 313 amino acids.
GCAGGAAGACAAGCCUGACACACAGAGAAGCCUAAUGGAGGAGCUGCCCGCAGAUGGUAACAAAAAAUAAUCCAGAUGGGGUGCAGGUGCUGUAAGGUGAUACAAAGCUAUCUCUUUGAUCCAGUCCAAGUGCCCUCCCCUGGUUUUGUCAACGAAGUAAACAACUGCAGGUUGGAGGAGGACGACACUGUCAGACUAAAAGGCACCCACACCAGUGAGGUGGAGGGGCCCAGGAACGCCUUACAUGGUGGCAGCCUGAGCAAACCAGAGAGCAGAGGCAGUACAACUGGUCUACCUCGUCAAGGACCACUCCCCCACGAGGACUCAGAAGAGAGACACUGCGUGGAGAAGCAUGGCAUUGUCAAUGGUAUCAGCCCCGCUGGCACUCUGCAGCCUGUCAGGAGUUCCAGGCCCCACCAGGUUGACAGUGGCUCCUGGGCCAACAGCCCCUGGACAGGAACCCUAGACAGUGCUCACCCUGCUCAACCCUUCCUUGAAGGAGAGGAUUGCAGGAAGCAAAGUGGCACGCUGCCCACCUUGGAAGGGACCCAGAUGGUAGGACACGGAGACUGCAGGGCCCCUGCUGAGGCCUUGGCAGUGGCAGACCACAUCCUACACAUACCAGCCCCAGAUUACCCCCAGCUCUGGAGCCCCACAGUAGGCAAUGGAGACCCUGAAGAAAAGGAUUGUCUUUUUGAAAACCAUUCUGAGGUGGGACCCCUGCCGGGAACUCACCCCAAGGGGAGCGAGCAGGGUUUGAACGUGCCCUUCUCCCUGAGAAGAAGCUGGGACUCACUGAAUGAGGGGGUGACCACAGAUGUUCUGAACGUCUACUUUAGAGAGGAGGGUCCCACUCACCCUACGCCAGUGGUUGGUUCUGGAAAUGAGCGGGAAGGCCCUCACACCCACAAUGGGGAUGCGGAUGGGGUUGUGGCAGAUGAGGACGCUGAGGUGGCAGAAGCCCUUGCAGCUUUAGAGGCUGCUACUGCAGGAGAAGAUGGAGAUGAUGCGUAUUAGGGGAGGGGCGAGGCGAGGCAAGUGAACCGCA